Arvicola amphibius (Eurasian water vole) is the source of this 1005-nucleotide messenger RNA. It is a transcript of the gene Rab15, whose product is annotated as RAB15, member RAS oncogene family. Lineage: Eukaryota; Metazoa; Chordata; Mammalia; Rodentia; Cricetidae. Gene Ontology annotation, molecular function: GTP binding; GTPase activity. The coding region runs from base 1 to 639 and encodes 212 amino acids. The record is from RefSeq and is a predicted model, not a curated record. The transcript is spliced from 7 exons. Gene Ontology annotation, biological process: Rab protein signal transduction.
AUGGCGAAGCAGUACGAUGUGCUGUUCCGGCUGCUGCUGAUUGGGGACUCCGGGGUGGGCAAGACCUGCCUGCUGUGCCGCUUCACCGACAACGAGUUCCACUCCUCGCACAUCUCCACCAUCGGUGUCGACUUUAAGAUGAAGACCAUUGAAGUAGACGGCAUCAAAGUGCGGAUACAGAUUUGGGACACAGCAGGGCAGGAGAGGUACCAGACCAUCACGAAGCAGUACUAUCGGCGGGCCCAGGGAAUAUUUUUAGUCUAUGACAUUAGCAGCGAGCGCUCCUACCAGCACAUCAUGAAGUGGGUCAGUGACGUGGAUGAGUAUGCCCCAGAAGGAGUCCAGAAGAUCCUCAUAGGAAAUAAGGCUGAUGAAGAGCAGAAGCGGCAGGUGGGCAGAGAGCAAGGGCAGCAGCUGGCUAAGGAGUACGGCAUGGACUUCUACGAAACAAGUGCCUGCACCAACCUCAACAUCAAAGAGUCAUUCACUCGUCUGACGGAGCUGGUGCUGCAGGCCCACAGGAAAGAGCUGGAUGGUCUCCGAACACGUACCAGCAAUGAGCUAGCAUUGGCAGAACUGGAGGAAGAAGAAGGCAAACCUGAGGGCCCAGCGAACUCUUCAAAGACCUGCUGGUGCUGAGGAUCCUGUGUGGAAUCCCCCCACGACUCCCUUCCCUCAGGAGGCCCGUGGAAGCAGGGGAGCCUGGGCUUUGCCUACUGCUGUCCUUUCUUUGAUGACCCUGUUGAAAAUCAGUAGCUGCUACUCCCCUGCCUGGCCCCGUGAGCAGCUCUGCCGUGGCCUCUGUGCCCCCAGCCCCUCCUGGAGCGGUGACCUUCAGCCUGUUUCCCAGCCACAGGCCCGCUGUGACCAUCUCGCCACCCCACGCUCCUGGGACAGUGAUCAAGGCUGGAGUCAAGGCCACUUAAAGACUCAUUUCUUAGUGCAUCUCGAGUUCUCUGCUUUUUCUCUUCUUUCUACUCUUCCUCCACCCACUUCCCUCCAAUG